Messenger RNA from Aphidius gifuensis, 1325 nucleotides. RefSeq names its product cilia- and flagella-associated protein 70. The coding region runs from base 159 to 1325 and encodes 388 amino acids. The record is from RefSeq and is a predicted model, not a curated record. NCBI's taxonomy places the organism in Eukaryota, Metazoa, Arthropoda, Insecta, Hymenoptera, Braconidae. The transcript has 9 exons. Gene Ontology annotation, cellular component: motile cilium; extracellular exosome. Gene Ontology annotation, biological process: cilium assembly; cilium movement. Gene Ontology annotation, molecular function: protein binding.
UAAUUGAAAAUGAUGAUGCCUAUGUUGUUAUUAAAAACACAUUUAGAAAAAAAAUUGUACUUUUGUUAGAUCAAAAAUUUAAAAUUAAAUAUUCAACCUGGGAUAAUGUUGAAUGCCAGAAUUUUAUUGGUAAAGCAUACACGUAUUUAAUUGAAGAAAUGCAUGAAGCAUUAAAUUCAAGUUUUGAUGGUGAAAUUGUUUUUAAAAAAAAUAAAUAUCAUUUUAAAAUUAAUAGCUGGUAUAUUUUAGAAGAAUCAUAUGAACUUGGUAAUUUAAAAGUAGCAAGAAAUCAUUAUUUGGAGCUUAUUGGUAAAAAUAAAAAAGAUCCAGAUGCCUGGUUAAAGUAUGGAAUUUAUCUUAAAAAAAUUAAUGAUCCAGAAAGAUCUCUUGAAUGUUGUUUGGAGUCAAUCAGCUUGCAGAAUCGUCAUAAUCUUUCGCUUAUUUAUUAUGGAGUUUUAUUGAUGGAAAAUGAUAAACACGAUGAAGCUGAAUUUUUUUUAAAAGCAUGUGUUAAUUUUUAUCCUCUCAAGUUUGAAAAUUGGAUGAUACUUUAUUUAUUUUAUGCAAAAAUAAAUUUAUCACCAGAAAUUGAUGUAACUUUAAAAAAUGCUAAAGACUGUAUAGCUGAUGAAAACUAUAAAAAAAUGAUAUUUGAUGAUGUUAUUGAUGAGCCAUUUGCAUGGUCAACUUUUCAACAUCAUCAGCAAGAUCAAAUUCACAUAACAAUUACAAUAUUUUUGUUGAAAUUAAAUCUCUUCAUGCUUGCAGAUUUUGCUUUGUUGAAAUACUUGGAACAAUUUGGUGAAUCAAUAUCUUGGAUUUAUUUUUCAGCUGUAUCAUUUUAUCUUCAGGGUAAAUAUUCUGAGGCAUUAGAAAAAUUACAAGAAGCAAUAAUUAAACAUGGCAAAGAUUAUUCAAUAAUGAGUCUUAUGGGGCAUUGUUUAUUUAAAAAAAAUAAUUUACAUGAAGCUAUUGAAUGCUAUGAAUUUUGUAAUUUUAUUUUUGAUCGUCCUGAUGAUAUGCACUUGGUAAAUUUGAGAUUGGCAAAUUGUUAUGUUGAAUUUGAACAAUACAAAAAAGCUAAAAAAAAAUUUUUUGAUAUUUGUAAAUUAACUCCAACUUCUGCUUCAUGGCUUGGACUUGGAUCAUCUUGCUAUCAUCUUGGUGAAUUAAUUGAGUCAGAAAUAUGUCUUGUAGAAGCAAAUUUAAUUGACAAUUGUAAUCCAGAAAUAUGGGGAUAUUUAACAUUGAUUAAUAUUUCACUUGAUAAUUAUCAUGAAUUUUUACAAUGCUAUCGUCAAACAAUAAAGGUAAAGAUGGAAUAA